AAACAAACCUCAUCUCUAGAUACCCUGGAUCCGGGGAACGUGUCAUGGACCCGUGACGAAAUGCGGUACAUGAAGGACACACCCGUGAUUUCCCCGGUUUCUUACCCAAGUCGGGUUGCCCCGUUGCCCGAGGACCGGGUGAAAGUGGGAGAGGAGGACAAGAGGGAUAGGAAUGAGGAGUUGGAGAGGGAGAGGAGGAGGAUUGAGGAGGACAGGCGGAGGGGGGUGUUAAGAUAUCGAAAAGAGGAGGAAGUGGAAGAGAAUUUGCCAUUUCCAAGGGUCAUUAAAGUGGAGAAUGCUGAUCAAAACAGUAAGAAGAAAGGCAAGAUGAUUUACGAUCUCAAGGAGGCUAUUCGGCUUGUCAAGACUAAUGCAAAGCGAAAUUUUGAUGAAACUUUUGAAGUACACGUGAAAAUGACUCCUGACUUGCGUCGAACUGAUCUGAAACUGAGUGGUUUUGUGCGCCUUCCACAUGGAUUUGGCAAGACAUAUCGGGUGGCUGUCUUUGCGGAAGGAGCUGCUGCAGAGGAGGCCCGAGAUGCUGGAGCUGAUAUUGUUGGCGGCCCCGAGCUUGUGGAGAAUAUCCGGACUGGUCAAGUCAAAGUAGAUUUUGACAAGUGUAUUUCUACUCCGUCUAUGAUGGAGCAUGUGAAAAAGUUAUCGAGAAAUCUUAAACAAUUAAUGCCAGACACCAAGAAAGGUACAUUAACCAAUGAUAUAUCUCGGUCUGUCAAAGAAGCAAAGGAGCAAAGUGUUCUUUUCAAGAAAGAUAAAACUGCAAUUGUUCAUGUCGGAUUGGGGAAGGUUAGUUUUUCAGAGGAUGCUUUAAGGGAAAAUGUUGGUGCUUUUGUAAACGCUCUCUUGCUUGCAAAACCUGCUGGUUUGAAAAAGAGUUCCAAGUAUGCUGGGUAUGUGGACUCCUUUCAUGUUUGCAGCACGAUGGGGCCGUCAUUCCCUAUUUCAGUACAAUCGUUGUCAAUGGCUGCAGACCGCUACAACAGAUUGCAGCUGCGAUAACAAUCUGAAUCGACAUAGAUCCAAUUUAACUGAAUCUUUUGUUGUACCUAAUGCUGCUCUAUUAUUCUCUUUGAACUGCAAGGAUGGCCAUAACAGUCUUAUAUGCAUAAAACUAGAUAAAUGCCUGUUGUCAUGAAAGGAAGGCAGUUUUCUGAGUGCUGAUUAUGAAGAAGUUCACCACUCCAA
Sesamum indicum (sesame) is the source of this 1203-nucleotide messenger RNA. RefSeq names its product Ribosomal protein L1p/L10e family. The record is from RefSeq and is a predicted model, not a curated record. Lineage: Eukaryota; Viridiplantae; Streptophyta; Magnoliopsida; Lamiales; Pedaliaceae.